AGUAGCGAAAAAAAAGUUCUGUAUACACUGGUGGAACAGCCUUUCCAGAAAGCCACCAUGAAACACAGAUAGGGCGUUUGCCGUAAAAAAACAAUAACAGAUUUCGCUACGCUUACGAAAAAAAGCGGCUGUUACGCUGAGAAGCACCUCUGCGUUUUGUUCAGAUGCUGUCUUGAUUCGGAGCUGACAAGCGAACAGUCAUGAACGAGAAUUUCGACCGAGCCCCCGGUGCAGGCAGAACCCGUAAUGUGACAGCAGAGCCCGGGGUCGCUGGUAUCUCCGCGGGUGAUGACAGCAACGGCAUGCUCUUCAGCCAAAGGGAGCCGCUGAGACAGCCGCGAACCUCCCCGCCGUACGCGGAGAACAACGCGGCCACCGACGCGGCUGGUGGAGAUUAUAAAAGACAAAACAGACCCCAACAGAGCGCAGAAGCCAACAGCACGUCUGCCUACAGAGUGAGCAAUGGUGGGGAGGCCGUGGCCAAGUCAUCAAGUCUUUCAGCCAGUGCUCCAGAAUUUGUCCCCACCGGAUUUUCAUUGUAUGAAGACCCUCAGUACGAGGAUGCAGCCUAUUAUUAUGGUGAAGAAACUUUGGCUGAUACAGUAAAAGAUUUUCUUGGCUACCUGAGCUCCUCACCAGGAUCCUUUGAAACAGAUAUUGAAAACAUCACUGGCAUGCUGAAUUCCUGGGUUACUACUGAGGAUUUACUGGAGGAGUUGGUGGACCUGAUUUUCACACAGUCCACUGCAAUUCCAAAUUUUUCUUACACGGGCGCCAGACUCUGUAACUACCUGUCGCAUCACCUCACCCCCCCGAGUGGCAACUUUCGUCAAAUGCUCUUGAAAAGAUGUCAUACAGAAUUUGAAAAAAAGGAUUCAGCUGUUAAAGGAGACCCAGAGACCCAGAAGAAAUUCCACUCCUUCGUGUUGUUUCUGGGAGAGCUUUAUCUUAAUCUAGAGGUAAAGAGUGGUAAAGGGCCUCCAGCUAGAGCAGACAUCCUUCUUCGUGGUCUGUGUGAUCUGAUGAAAAGUUUGUUCUCCAAUCCUGAGGAUGCAAACCUGAUCUGUGCUGUCAAACUGCUUAAGCUAACAGGCUCUGUUCUGGAUGAUACGUGGAAAGAAAAGGGACAAUCCCAUAUGGAAGAUUUGAUGAAAAACAUUGAUACUAUUCUACUAGAUGCCACCGGCAGCAGGUAUGCCAGACAGAUGCUUCUCAAUCUACUAAAGCUGAGAUCCAGUGACUGGGGCAGAGUCCAUGCUGCUGCUGCAGCCAGCAAUGCCACACCAGACACCGAUCCCAACUACUUCAUGAAUGAACCUACAUUUUACACAGAAGACGGCACACCAUUUACAGCAGCAGACCCAGAAUAUGCUGAGAAAUACCAAGAGAUCCUGGACAAGGAGGAUUAUUUCCAUGAUAUUGAUGGAGAUGACUUGUUAGACUUUGAUGAGGAUGAGAUGGAGCCUGAAAUAGAGGAAGCGUUCGAAAAAUUUUGUUUUGAAUCAGAAAGAAAAAGACAGCAAUGACACAAGUGUGAAACUCCCUUUAUUUUAAUCACAAGCAUUUUAACAGAAAAAGCUGUUCAUAGUUGCACUUCUGACACUUUUCUCAGUCAGUGUUGCUUGGAAAGUGGGGACAAUCAAUGGGACAGUGGUUUGAAAUUGUAAGGCAUUAGAAAUUCAUGGAAAUGGUUGGUUUCAUUGUUUUAAAAAGUUUCUUUAGAAAUUCAUUUCCUUCACACCUAAACUAAAUGCCAAGAGAAAAUUGCGUGCUGUGGAUUUGUUAGUUAUUUUUCUGAGUUGCCGAUAUGUUUCAUCUGAUGUUUUCAUCUAACUAUAGGCCAGAGCACCUAAAUCAUUAUCAGAGCGGUAUUGUUCACACUUUAAAUGCAGGUGUGCAACACCGAUCCAGCUGUUCUCUCAAUACUGUGUCUCCUGUUAGACUGUUGUUUUUGAAGGGUGUUUAUCAGUUGGUCUGGCUGAAGGUGAAUGUUUAAAACUCGGAAAAUGCAUUACAGCACCAACACAAACAAACUGGAAAAUAGACAGAAGUUAAAGCUGCACUACUGUAUGUCACAUAUUAUCUAAAAUCUUUAUAUAUAUUUUAGAAAUGUUUCUAUAACUCAUCAGCAACAGCCUAAAACAACCAGUCAGAAAUUAUUUCUGCUUUAAUAGUUUUUUUUUUCAGUUUAAAGAGUAUUCCUCUUAAUUUUAAUUUCCUGAGACUGGGAGGAGGUGGGAAGUGAUCUUGUGCUGUGUUUCAAAGGAGUGACUGAAAUUCCUGAGGAUGCAGUGCAUCUAAAACUCUUUUGUAGCUUUAAACAUUGUCACUAUAGAUCUCAUAGUGUGCAGCAAAAAGGAUUCAUUGUUAUGGCAAGACUGAAAACUGUUAACCAGCAAUCUAUGAGACCUAUAUGAAGCAAUGUUGUUUCAUAAUUUGUAAAUAUAAGUUAGCAUUGUUUGCCUGCAAUAAAUUCUUUAUAAUGUGAGAA
This is a messenger RNA of Betta splendens (Siamese fighting fish), 2491 nucleotides long. RefSeq names its product poly(A) binding protein interacting protein 1 (gene paip1). The transcript has 11 exons. Gene Ontology annotation, molecular function: RNA binding; translation activator activity; protein binding. Lineage: Eukaryota; Metazoa; Chordata; Actinopteri; Anabantiformes; Osphronemidae. The record is from RefSeq and is a predicted model, not a curated record. Gene Ontology annotation, biological process: regulation of translational initiation. Bases 201 to 1526 code for a protein of 441 amino acids.